GGUUUGAUGAAAUCGUGGUGGGAUCCAGGAAUCGGCGGGGGGUUUCGAAUCAAGGGGGAUCGGGAUGAGGGAAGGAAUCAGAGAGGGGAUAAUGGAGGAUUUUUUCAGGAUCUCAAUGGGAUAAGGGAAGAUCGAAGGAAGGGAAACAUCAAGAUACAAGAGAUAGCGAUAUCAAGGGGAUAUUGGCUUCCGAUUCCAAUCAGAAGUAAUACGAGAUUGAUGGGAUACCAAGGGUCAGUUAUUGGGAUCAUUGGGUGAAACAAGGAUGGGCGAAGGGACUCGCAAGAGGUUAAAAAUCACGGUUGCUCAUUUCGACAACUCUGACUUGAUCAAAUCUUGUUCCAAGAUACUGAUGGGGAGGUGCAUGAACCCACCUGCACAGGAGAUGAAGGCUUUGCUUUCAAACCUACCGAAGAUUUGGAAGCUUGAGGAUCGUGUGGUUGGGAAAGAUCUGGGUCUUGGUAAAUUCCAGUUCGAGUUUGAGAACGAGGAAGACAUUGAAGGUGUGCUCAAGUUCCAGCCAUAUCAUUUUGAUUUCUGGAUGAUAGCUUUGGCGAAAUGGCAACCAAAGAGGUCAUUGAAUUACCCAUCUGAAAUUCCAUUCUGGGUUCGGGUUCUGGGGGUUUCUAAGGAGUUUAGGACAGCACCAAAUUUUGAAAGCAUAGGCGAUGCUAUUGGUAGGGUGAUCGAGGUGGACCUAGACCUGAUGCGAGUAUUGGUAGUGGUGGACGCCUUCAAGGAGCUAUGUUUCGAGACUUCUGUUGAUUUCAAGGGUGGUGAGUUCUAUGAUGGGGAGGAAGUUCCUAUCUUAUUGCGGUACGAGAAACUAUUCGGCUACUGUGAAUUCUGUGGGAGCCUUUGUCACCAUAAAGGGAUAUGCCCAACGACAAAAGGUUUCAAACAGGUUCCAGAGAGGAAAAUGGAGGCUAUUGAAGGUAACGGGGGAUGGCAUGAAGGUCAUAAGUAUGACGACCGGGCUAGAAGCUACAAAGGCGUCGUGCUUCAUGGGAAUGGAACUCAACAGAAUCGAGAGAGAGACUCGAGGGAGUACACUGGUAAGGGUAAGGGAAAGAUGAUUGAUGAUACUAAAUCCAAAUGGGUGAGAAUGGCAGACAAGAGUAACAGGAAACCCUCUGGAACCAAAGUAAACAACAGAGGAGAAGGAGAGGUGUCGAACCAUAAGUCCCCUCGUCGGGAAGACACACGCUCACACGAUCAAGAGGGGAAAAAAGAUGGGUCACUAGGUCGCAUCAUUGCAAACCAGACUCAGCUGGGGGCACAGGAGGAUGAGAAGGAGGAGGGAGAGAUCAGGAUUGAGGAUAAUGGUAACAUGUCACUUCCUUCGAAGGAGUUUCAAGAACAGUUGGCUAAAACACAGGCGGUUGGUACUGAAGUUGUUUCAGACCCAACUGAUGCAGUGCAGGGUCUUAAGCAACUCCAGGGGCUAGUAGAGGGUAACUUGAAGAUAGGGGAGGAGGAGAUGAUGGAGUGGGAUGAUCUCGAUGCAGAAGAUGAUCUCCCAGAGCCGACGGAGGAAGAGCUGGCAGCCAUGAGUUUAGAAUUGGAGGAACAUGCGGCUCUUGGUGACAUUGACGAUACUGAAGCACCACUGGUGGUCGUGGAAGAGAAAGGGCAACAGGUAGAAGAGGAGGCAAUGAAACAGGUAACAAAGAAGAGGCUCUUUAAAAACACGGUGAGUACUGCAGCGAGCUCCAAAAUGAGAAGUGCCAAAGCUCUUGCAUCUCCUCGUAAGAAGGUGCCAGCUCGUCCAGGAAAUCGAGCAGGAGAUAAGUAUCAGCAGGAGACUAAGGUUGCAUCAAACCUGCUUGCUGUCCAUCAAAAACCAUAGGUCUAUGGAUCAAGGGUUUUAUUUUUAUUUAGUGUCUGAUAAACAGGAUGGGGAUCUUGUUGUGGGGUGGUCUUUGUUUUUAAUAAGCUCCAUGAGCAUUUGUUUUUAUGUUGGGUUAUAUGGUCUUAGUACCUAUGUUUCGGGUGUUGUAGUGUCUUUAUGUUUCUAUGGCUGUUUACUUGUUCAAGUCAAGCAAUGGAAUAAUAUUGGGGUUUUGAGGUA
This is a messenger RNA of Raphanus sativus (radish), 2071 nucleotides long. RefSeq lists its product as uncharacterized. The transcript has 2 exons. The record is from RefSeq and is a predicted model, not a curated record. The coding region runs from base 266 to 1849 and encodes 527 amino acids. NCBI's taxonomy places the organism in Eukaryota, Viridiplantae, Streptophyta, Magnoliopsida, Brassicales, Brassicaceae.